Messenger RNA from Naegleria gruberi, 1683 nucleotides. RefSeq names its product peroxidase. The record is from RefSeq and is a predicted model, not a curated record. Gene Ontology annotation, biological process: response to oxidative stress. The transcript has a single exon. Lineage: Eukaryota; Heterolobosea; Eutetramitea; Acrasida; Naegleriidae. Bases 1 to 1683 code for a protein of 560 amino acids. Gene Ontology annotation, molecular function: heme binding; peroxidase activity.
AUGAACAACAAGUUGACCCUUUCUCUUUUUGUUGUCCUGUUGCUACUUCAGUGCAUGGUCUACGUUUUGUCAAGAGAAAUUUCACUCAAAGAUCUCAAAAAGUUGACCAAGCCAGUAAAACAAUCUUGUUAUACCUAUGAUGGAGUUGGAGUGAAUAAGAAGCACCCAACUUGGGGUUCAACUGGCGAGCCAUUCCCAAGACUUACCAAAGCUGCUUACACUGAUGGUAUUAAAGUCCCACCAAGACAAAAGUACUCUGCCAGAGAAAUCAGUAAUGUAUUCUGUAAACAAGAAAAGUGUGACGAUUCUAACAAGUAUGGUUUGAGUUCAAUGUUUUAUGCCUUUGCCCAAUUCAUUGAUCACGAUAUUGAUUCAAUUGGAACUGGUAUCAAUACUGAAUCAUUCCCAAUUCCAAUUCCACCUGGAGAUAGAUUUACCACUCCAACUAUGCCAUUCACUAGAGCCAAUUUUGCAAGUGAGAAACAAAUUUUCAUUGGUCAACCAUUGAAUCAAGUCAAUCAAAUUACUGGUUACUUGGAUUGUUCACAAAUUUACGGAAGUGAUCCAAUUAAGGGAAGAGCAUUGAGAUUACUCAAAGGAGGUCUUUUAAAAUAUGAUGAAAAGUUUGGUUUAGAGUUCCUUCCUUCUGCAUUCCCUCAUACUAAUGGAUUAUUCUUCUCUGGUGGCAGAAACCAAAGUAUCGUAGCAGGUGAUGAUAGAGUAACUGAGGCAUUGCCUAUCACCUCAAUUCAAACCUUAUUCUUGAGAGAGCACAACAGAUUGGCCAGACUUCUUGCAAAGAGAUUCAAUGUCUGUAAAUCUGAUGCAAAGAGUCCAAAAUAUGAUGAAUGGUUAUAUCAAACAGCUAGAGCCAUCAAUUGUGCACAAAUUCAAUCCAUCACUUAUAAGGAAUAUGUUCCAGCAUUGAUUGGUAAAUCUCAUUCUUUUAAUCCAAAAAAGGUCAAAUUCAAUCCAGAUGUUCAAGUGACACCAAGUACAGAAUUCGCUACUGUUGCCUAUCGUUUUGGUCACUCUCUUGUUUCAUGUUUCUUGAAGAGAAUUGACGAAAAUGGUAUUGAGAAAGAAAGAGUUGAAUUUAAGGAUGCUUUUAAUGGUUUCAAUCGUUUCAAGAAUAGUAAGGAAGAAUUGGAUCUUAUUUUGAGAGGUUUGUGUAAACAUGCUCAACAAAAUCUUGAUGAAAAGGUUGCUGAUGGUUUAAGAGAUUUCUUGUUUGGACCUAAUGUCAGAUUUGAUUUGGCUGCCUUCAAUUUGCAAAGAUCUCGUGAUUGUGGUAUUGCCUCAUUCAAUGAUUUGAGAAGUCAACUUGGACUCAAGAAAUUGACAGCCACUGAAAUUUCCAAUUCCAAUUCUGAACUCAAGCAAAAACUAGUUCAAUACUAUGGUGAAGAAUUGAGCGAUUUGGAUCCUUGGCUCGGUAUUUUGAUGGAACCAAAAUCCAGAGAUUCAAUGUUGGGUAAAUUAGGAACCAAGAUUGUUAAGGAUCAAUUCUUAAAGUUGAUUAAGGGUGAUCCAUGUUUCUACACUCACAGAAAGGAAUCUUGGGUUAAACAACUCAGAAAGUCCAUUGAGAGAGUUACUCUUUCUGACAUUAUUGUUGCCAAUACUGGAAUUAAGAGAGGAGAUAAGGCUCUCGGAUCUUCUGCAUUCAAAUCAAAGAAUUAA